GGUCACUGCCCCUAGCCUGGCCCAUUUCCAAAGCUGACAGAGGCAGGGCCCUGCUAUGCUGCAGUGAUUCCCACCCAGUCACACACAACACAGCCCUCCAGGCUCUUGAGCAUGUCCGUCACAAAGCCGCACUUCACGACCGUGGUCAUCCUGCUGAUCCUGGCUGACAAGACGACAGGUGGCCUGUUCGGAUUCCGCAUCAGCAAGACGCCUUGGAUCCCAUGUGAACUUUACCAUGGCGUAUGCAGAAAUUCCUGUGAGAAAUAUGAGAUCCAAUACUUAACCUGCCCAAAGAACAGAAAAUGCUGCCUCAAAUUUCCUACGUAAAUUUCCAGUCCCUAACUCUGUGAAGAAGUCCGGUUUGCCCACUGCAAAUGCUUCAAGCUACUCUCAAGUUUGAAUCAAGCAUCAUCCCU
This is a messenger RNA of Myodes glareolus (Bank vole), 416 nucleotides long. The record is from RefSeq and is a predicted model, not a curated record. NCBI's taxonomy places the organism in Eukaryota, Metazoa, Chordata, Mammalia, Rodentia, Cricetidae.